This is a messenger RNA of Symbiodinium necroappetens, 296 nucleotides long. The record is from the annotation of a GenBank genome assembly. Lineage: Eukaryota; Dinophyceae; Suessiales; Symbiodiniaceae.
GCUAUCUGGCUUUGUCCCGCUUCGCGAAGCUACAAGCGAAGGUGCCAAGCAGGGCUGCGCUGGCAUUGAGCGCCGGGGCCUUCGGAGCCGGUGCUCUCACCGCCAAAAGCUGGGUGCAACCCGUCGGGUGCGAGGGGUCGAAUUGGGACGAGAUUCGAAAAGAGAUCGUCAAGAUUCUCGAUGAUGACACGUACAAGGAGACUUGCCUGCAAUACAGUCUUCCACACGAGACGAAACUCAAUCCCUCAUGGUCAAGCAAGGGGUGCCCAGGCACUUGGGCAAAGUAUUUUUCCUGA